GCGCUGACGGGGCCCGGGGGCCGGCGGGCGCUGCUGCGGAGUGGGCGACGCCUCUCGUCCUCCCGGCCGCCCUCCUCCUCCUCCUCCUGCUCGCUGCCCCUGUCCUCCCUCCCGCCUCUCCUCCGCUUCCCGUCCCCCCCCCGCGCCCGGUGCCCGCGGUUCCCGGCGCGGACACAACAUGGCGGCGGUGUCGGGGGCCGCGGCUGCGGGCGGCUCCGCCAACGCCGGGGGCCCGGAGAUGGUGCGGGGCCAGGUGUUCGACGUGGGGCCGCGCUACACCAACCUCUCCUACAUCGGCGAGGGGGCCUACGGCAUGGUGUGUUCUGCCUACGAUAACGUCAACAAAGUUCGAGUUGCUAUAAAGAAAAUCAGUCCUUUUGAGCAUCAGACAUACUGCCAGAGAACUCUGAGAGAGAUUAAGAUCUUACUGCGCUUCAGGCACGAGAAUAUUAUUGGAAUAAAUGAUAUUAUCAGAGCUCCAACUAUUGAGCAAAUGAAAGAUGUAUACAUUGUGCAAGAUCUCAUGGAGACAGAUCUUUACAAGCUGUUAAAGACUCAACACCUCAGCAACGACCACAUUUGUUACUUCCUUUACCAGAUUCUGAGAGGAUUAAAAUAUAUCCAUUCAGCCAAUGUGCUUCAUCGCGACCUCAAACCUUCAAAUUUGCUGCUUAACACCACUUGUGAUCUCAAGAUUUGUGACUUUGGACUGGCUCGUGUUGCAGAUCCAGACCAUGAUCACACAGGAUUCCUGACAGAAUAUGUGGCCACACGUUGGUACAGGGCUCCUGAAAUCAUGCUGAAUUCUAAGGGUUACACCAAGUCUAUUGACAUCUGGUCAGUAGGCUGUAUUCUGGCAGAGAUGCUCUCCAACAGACCUAUCUUUCCAGGAAAACACUACCUUGACCAACUUAACCAUAUCCUUGGCAUACUUGGAUCCCCUUCCCAAGAAGAUUUGAAUUGUAUAAUAAAUUUAAAGGCCAGAAACUAUUUGCUUUCCCUACCACACAAAAACAAGGUACCAUGGAACAGGCUGUUUCCAAAUGCUGACCCCAAAGCACUUGAUUUGUUGGAUAAAAUGUUGACCUUUAAUCCUCAUAAGCGAAUUGAAGUGGAGCAAGCUUUAGCCCAUCCAUAUCUGGAGCAGUAUUAUGAUCCAAGUGAUGAGCCUGUAGCUGAAGCACCCUUCAAGUUUGAUAUGGAGUUGGAUGACUUGCCGAAGGAAAAGCUGAAAGAAUUGAUUUUUGAGGAAACUGCUAGAUUCCAGCCAGGAUAUCCAUCUUAAAUUGUGCAUAGGACAAGGACUUAAAGGACUGGGCAUGCUCAAACGUUGCUGUUCCUCUUCCCAGUUCUUUAUUGUUGGUCAUGUCUUGUGGCCUCUCUCAGCUUAUCCACUAACUCCUUUGAGCCAUUCAGGAGGGCAGUUCCUGGUAGUUUUGGCUUUUCAUGCUUUCAAUGAAUCUUUUAAGCCUGAAGAAUUGUAAUUGACACUCCUAUGCGUAAUGCCCAUUGUUGACCUGUUGCAGUACUGUACUGUAAGUGCACCUACUGCUGGCCGUGUUUUAACUGCUUGCUUUCUGGUUUGAAAGAUGCAGUGGUUCCUUUCACUCCUGGAUCAAUAUCCAAGAAGAUAAUUCAUUAACCGAUAAGAAGUUUACACCAUGAACUAUGUUUUUCUGACUUUACUGAAGUCGCUGGCAUUUUUUUUAGAAAAGCUACUAUUCAGGGCACUUUAAGUCAGUGACAUCCCAGAUUUUUUUUUGCACUUCCUUUUUAAAUAGAAAUGGUUAGCAUCCAGUGGGGUUUAUACCAUUAUGCUAUGGAUUACAGCAUAAGUCGUGUUCAUGUUAAUCUUGCUUAUGCACUUGUUUGGGUGUCCUGUGCUGUACAUAUAGGUAUUCUAUACAGCGUAAUAGCCACAUAGGAACCCAUCUUAACUGAGUUCAUCUAGGAAACAUUUUUCCGUGUAUUGACAAAACUUGUACCUUUUCUCCCUGCCUUUUUUAAUAGAUCAUUUAAAGUUUAACCAUGUUGGAGGCGUAGUACUUCCAAAGUUCAUACCAUAUAGUAGUGUUUAUAAGACUUGUGCAAAGAGAAUGAGUGGCAGCUCGCCAACUUAUAUUUAUUCACCGUGUGGUGGAAGAUUAGCAAAGAACAUAAUGGCAUGAUGACCUACAGGUGAAUGCUUUUCGUUGUGGAAGGCAUCUGAAUGUGGUGGUAAGCGAGAAACCAAAACAUGAUGUUAAUAAACUCAGUCUACAUACUGCAUACCAAUGAAAUGCUUCAAAUGAGGAUUGAUAGUUUUACAUUUUAAUCAUUGACAUUCAGAAUUCUUGCAGAGAGGAACACUGCAUCUUUAAAUGAGAAAGUCUGAAUUUACUUUUGCUCCUACAGCAUGUCAGCAUCUCAAGUUCAUUUCUUGCAACCUACACUAUGGUGAUUUGUAAUCAAGCCUCCAUGAGCUCGUGACAUGAAGUACUGUUCUGUUGUCAAGUACUAUCAAACUUUUCUGAUAAUGCUGAGUUAGGACAACCAAACAAAGCUAGCACUAAAUAAUGUUUAAAAUUGUAUACCUUUUAAUGAUCUUUUCAAGUAUUUGUUACUGAAAUUGUAUAAUGUGGAGUUUACUAGGUGUUAUGUUCCAGUGCAGUGCCUCCUUUUCUUUCCCCACUGCUCUCUGUGGUGAGAAAUUUGCCUUGUUUAAAAUAAUUACUGUGCCCUCGCAUGACUGUUAAAGCUUUCUGUGCAAAGAUGAUUGUCUAAGUGCCACAUGCCUAUGAUUGAGAGAAAAAAAAAAAAAUCUAUUGUUACCUCUGAGUUGUGUUCAACUGAAAUGCUAUUCAACAAAUAACUUAGGAAAAAUAGUUCUAUUUUUAGCUUUUCAUAUCUCUGCUGUCUUUUUCUCAUUUUAUUUUGGCAGCAGUGAAGAAUGGAUUGUAUAGACUGCUUGCUAAUAUGAACAAAAUGCACUUGUAAUUCCUGGAAAUAAAUUUAAAUCUUAUAUCUUCACAUUAACAUAAAGAAUUAGUUUUUGGUUUCCUCUUGGGUAAUGUGUUUGAAUGGAAAUCAGGUUCAAUUGCUACUGUAGUAUACAAGGAUGCUUGCUGGUUAAUAACUCCAGGCUUCCUCAUACCACUUAAGUCUGUUUUUCAAAGAAAAGAAAGCCAUUAACUUAGAUUUCAAUAGAUAAGGGUGCUUACAAGAUUCCAUUUCAAAAUUUUCCUUUUCUUAUAGUUUGAGUGUUAGUCUACCAAAACUAAUUUUUAAUAAGCAAGGGUUCAUUUUAAAGGGCAUUUUUGAUUAGGAAGUUCCUAUGGUACAUAAAUCUCUGUUGCGUGGAACGUAUUAGGAACAUUAUCAGGACACUGCACAAGUGAUCAUUGAAUUGUGGUAUGGAACCUAUGCUAAAAACAUUUCUGUAGAAGAAAUAUGCACUUGACUGUUGAUACUAGUGUAGAAAUUUCUUUUGACAUUUCUACACAUCUUUACCAAAAUGCUUUCCUCACUUGGUUUGGAGAAGCUGAAAUAUUUCUAGAAUCUCUGCUACUUGUACCAUCAUCAUUACUACAGGAAUCAUGGUUGGAAAGAUGACUGUUACUGAAAUUAGUUUGUAACACCUCAGUUUUACUUUGUUAAGGAAGAAUUUUGGCAGCUCGUUUCAUCCUUCUUUGCCAGUUAUUUUUUAAUACUUCCUUUAAUUUUGGAUUUUUGGGGAGCUGGAGACUUACCUUUGCAAUCUGUCUCUUGGGAUGAGAAGCCAAGGGUUUGCUUUACCUAACAUCUGGUGCUUUCAGGCUUUCUUCCUUAGCUAUCCUGCUGAAUCAAAUUGGCAUCCAUCAGUAUCAGUAACUGCAUUCAUCUAUCUUCUACUGAAUUCAGUACGCAUUGUUAAGAAUUUGUUAAAGCGUCAAGUGCAGAAGUGUAAUUUUUUUUUGUUGGAUUUUGAAAACAGUUUAAAAGAAGGUGCCUAUAACACUGUUAGGUCAGCUAUUUCAUUACUUUAUGUUGAUUUUUUUUUUCCUUUAUCUACUUUUUGUGUUUUUAGAGCAGAGAACCGAAACUCGUAAUUGAAGUAACAUGUAUUUCAUGGUAAAGAUGUUUUGGGAAUAAAGAAUGUAAACAGUUGAUUGUCGAAACAUUCCAACUUUAUAGCUGAAGAAAAAUAUGCAAACAUGAACUUCUUCUGGAUGCUUUGGCAAAGAAGCAUCUUAUUCUGCUAUCCUGACUGUCACCAGAAUCUUCCACAUCAAUAUUACGUAUAUAUAUAGUCUGAAGUGUACAACACACUACAUGGGCCGAGCGGUGUGGUGCACUAUGAGCUUUCAGGAGUAGCAGGUGGUGACAUAACUCAGCAGUGGCCAAAUGAAACCCAAGGAGUUUAGCAUGGUUUUCCUUACAGAAUGGGAGAAAAAGAAAAACCUGUUGUUGCUGCCCACUGUAAUACGUUGUUAUAUUUAUACCAUGUCGAAGUUGUUUGCUGAGCAACUGUACUAUAGAUUUAAACUUUAUUAAUAUAUAUUUGCUUAUGUUAGUGUAGUUUAUAUAGUCCUUGGUUAUUGAUAAAUUUAUUGUGUUGUUACAGCACAGUGAUAUGGUAUAAAUAUAGGUCUAUACAUACACACGAUAUACUCAUGAAUUUGGUCCCUUGCAUAGUACUUUUAUAUUUGUACAGCAAUGUCUUCGAGUAAUCCCGGAUUUUAGGGGAAGUAUUUUUGUAAAUGCAGUGGUUUAAACAGAAAAUCCAAACAAUCCUUUUACUAAGUUUUAAAUUCAUUUGUGGUUCAAAAUGGUUUAGUUAACAAUUGAAAUCAAGACACUAAAUUAGUGAAAAGUGCACAUUAGUAAAGUGAAGCUUACUAUGUUUUUUUUGUAGCAUGUGCUGUGAUCAAACUAAGUGAAACAUUGGAGGAAAUGUAAAAGUUGGACUACCUUUGUAAAUCUAGAACAAAUUUCUAAAGGUUGCAGCUGGAUUACUUACUAUUGUUGCCUUUUCUUGUGUUGUAUCAGUGUAGAGCACUCAAAUACUCAAACUGCUUUGUCUUUGCUUUGUACUGUUGGUGCCUUCUUAGUCAUGUACCCCACAAGUCAUGCAUAGCUAAUUUAGUUAAUGGUAAGUUUAAAAUUUAAGAAAAAGGCAAAGGAAGAUUUUAUAUAAAAAACUAAAAAAAUCAUUUUCUGUAUGUUCUUAUUCAUUGUAACAAUUAAACGUUUAUAUUGUGACAGAUUUGUGAUUUGGUUAAUCUGUAUAGAUCAAUUGUAAGUAGCAAAGGUUUAUAUUUCGUCUUAUUCUUUUAAUGUUGUAAACGUUUGUGAUUUUCUUUUUUAAAUCAGGUAACUUAAUGUUCUGUUUUGUUUUUGGCAUCUGAAACUUGUAAAAACAAAUGCAAAGAAAAUCAUUAAAUUGUGUCCCUGUAUUACCAAAUCAGCAUAGUACUGUGCAUAUAUAAAAAAAAGACUGGAAUUUUGCUUUAAAAUGAGCUGUUUUAUAAAUCAUACGCUGUGUAUUACAUUAGCAUGUCUAAAAAAUGACUGUCACUUGAACAAUGUAGUAGCAAGUAGCCUACAUGAACAUUUUAAAAUACACAAGUGUGUUUGUUUUAGUGUAUGACUAUGCCAGCUUGAAGUUAAAUUAGGGAAGCCAUCCAAAAAAUUACAGGUAAAGUUUACAGACAGGCAGAAGCGCUGUAUCUUUGUAGCAAGAAAGUUUUGAAAGCCAUUGGUAUUUUGAACUAUUGAGCACAGAUUAUUCCAACUCUCUUGAUACUAAUGUAGCUAUAGCCCAUUUCCCAGGAAAUCUUGAAAAGAAUUAUUUGAGCAAUCCUUAAAGACCAAAUGUUUUCAUUUUGCUAUGAAAAAGGUUCUUCUCGGGCCAAGGUUUGAAACAUUCUGUGAUGUCUGGGAGCAGUGCACUGGUACAUCGCUGUACUGGGCUUUAUAUGGUUUUUAUUUUUAUAUUUUUAAGCCUAAAAUCAAGAUGUGCUAAAGAACUGAGCUCUUAAAAGAUGUUAUUGGAUGAUGGCAGCAAAAACUUCUGUAAUUAAUAUGAAAACAGAAAAAUGUGACCUGAAACUAACAAGUGUUUGUCAGUAACUGACAGGUCUGUGACAACUCUAAAAACUGGCUCCUUAAAAUUCAUCUCUGUCCCCUCUCUGGCUUUCACAACGGCGAAUGCAUUUUCUUCCAGAAUAUUACAGAAUUUAAUUUGGCUAUAGAUAGGGUUAUGCAUGUUCAUUUUCACUGACUGUAGCUGCCUUUGUCUUUUUGUUCCUGCUAGCAGUACAUUGCAUUGCAACAUACGUAUUUCCGUGAGUUACUUCAAGGUAUAACAAAAGUGCAGCUUGUCACAGUGGAGGUUUUGACAAGCUGCUGAUUGACUUCGCGCUCUUGUAAUGCUUGUUUAAGUGGGGCUGGUUAAAAUACGCCUAUCUUCUGUGUUCCACCGGAAUCAGACAUUGAUCCUUUGAUCCUUUCUAUCUGAGAGCUUGAAGUGUAAUGGGCAAUCUUAAACUCCUGGAGUCAAAGACUGUAUAGAUGGGUGCUCAGGUCUGUUUGUGUGGGCUGGGAUGUUGUGGUUAGAGCGCCCAGGAAGCUGAACCCCCAGAGCUUGGGGGAGAUGGUACACUCAAAUACAAAGGCUUGUGAGGAACUGCUUUCGAGUAUAAGCCAUGUCUCUGAUGCCAGUACUUUCUCUGCAGACCAAAGAUGCGUGCUUCCUUGUUCUGUACAUUUUCUUUUGCUAUUCCUGCUACUAAUUUGCAUAUACGUAACACUUGACAAGUUUAAAAAAUAAAAGCGUAGAAGAGUUAAAAACUUCAUAGCAUCAAUACGUGCCAUGUCUGUUGAUGGUUAUCUUACUCUCACACAUGAAAUGCGUCAGCUUCAGAAGAGUAAUGCAGCUUGAACUCUGGUUUCUGAGAAGGCUUUGGUUACCCUGCAAAACAAUGUUCUCUCACUUGUACAAGUGCAAGAGGUGACCAGUGUUCAAAUGUGGCUCUGCUCAUGCUGUGUUCAUGUGAAUGCUAAUCUUGGAAGUUAGAUAUGAGAAAUGUUCUGUAAACCCUUUAUCUUUCCAUUUUAUGAAUUACUCACACAACUUCAGGUAUCUUUCACAACUCUUUCAGAACUUUGUCAAUUUUUUCAUUUUUUCAGUAUGUCUUACUAUUUUGACCAAUUUACUUUUCUCUGUCAUCUUAAUUCGAAGUGAAGCUAAAUUCUCAAUUUUUCCAAAAAUCUUUGGGAUUUGUGAGGUUCUGGUGAUAAAUAACAGCUUACUGAUUGUAUUAAUUAAACUGAUGUAAAACCACUGAGGAGGUAAGCAUAAAAAUUAAAAUUGGAAGGUCUCCUGAGAUUCUUCCUGUUGAAAGCAUAGCAUGUGAUCUGGUAACUGUGUUGAUUUCUGGGAAGGCAAUAUAAAAACAUACAAGGAACAGAAAGGGACAAUACAUUUAUGUAAGAUGUGAUGUGAAACCCCAUUCCACUGGGUUUCUUUGUUGCUGUUGGGAACUUAAGCCUGAGAUUCAACAGACCCUGGUUCAAAUUCUUCCCUUUUUGACUCCAAAUCUUUUUUUAAUGCCUUGUGAGUACUGGAAACUCCUUGCUACUUUUCUAAAAUUGCCUCUCAUCUUCCUCGCAACACACACACACUUACAAGUAGCUUAUGUUUGCGCAGGAAAGGUGGUCAAAUGAUUUUUUUUUUUUCUGAUUCUGCGGAAAGGAGCAAGAAAUACCUUGCCAGCAUGUUGGGUUUCCAGUAUUUUCUCAUCUAAAAAUAUUGAGUUAAAUACUCUUGUUUAUCUUGUGAGUCUUCCUUUGCAUUUGUAUGACACAACUGUAUUAGCUUGUCAACUGAAGUACUACUACUCUAUGUCUCCUUCCAUUGCUGCUUGGACUGAGCUGACCUUUAAUCUUGCUGAGUUAUUACUGUCUUCCAGCAAUGCUUCUCUUCCUCAGGGUUUAUAGGCUUCAUGAUGGCAUUUUUUUCCCAGGUCCUUUAACUGCUACAACUUCAGUUCUUUUCUUUCUUUUGCUGGCUGUAGCUCACGUACAGUCUCCAAUUUUUUUAUUAUUUUUUUUAUUUUUAUUUUUAAACCGGAGCCCCAGACCCAGCUGUGCUUCAUGGAGCUGGGCCCUGGGUACCAGCAGCUGACUUACGGCCUGUUGGUUACACUCCAACCACUGGCUUUAGGGAGGAAACGUGCACAGGACAAUGCAGCUCCCCUCCUGCGGUCACUGUAGUGCCUGGGGUAGCACCAGCGAAGUUGCACAGUACAGUGAUCUCUUAAUUCCACCUUACAAUUUUAAUGCCAACCUUGAACACGCAACCCAGAAAUAACAACGGAAAACUGUUUAAAACUGUUCUAGUCUCUCUAGCUAUGAUGCAUUCUUUCACGCUUCUAAAAACUAUUUCAAAAUUUCUAGGAAAAAAUAGUAAAACCCAAAGCUGUAAGAGAAUAGCAUACUUAAAAUAUAUAUAAUGCUAUUACUGAAAAUGACUUAAGAUGCUUUUGUUCUUAUGUCUAAAACUAAAUGGCUUCUGAAGAUGUUUUUCUGCCUUAAAACUGCAAAUGCAAAAAUGCUGAAUAUUCAGAAUUUUGGUUUGAGAUUUACUGAAUUGAUUAUAUCACAAGUGAGUGGAACAAUUCAGGGGAAGGUUUUUUAGUCAAGCCUUUCUCCUAGUUCACCUUUAAUUUCAAUAGCUAUCACUUGAGAGAAAAUUUAGGCUAAAAAACCUUUCUAUAUUCCUGGAAGUGUUAAAACUCACAGGUAUUCUAGCUUGUAGUUGAGACAUCUUAGACUCAAGUUCUAAACAGUUUGUUUUUUUUUUAAUGUUCUGUUCUUUUAAAAAGCUCUGCUAGUUCUUGUACAUGUAUAUACUUUUGCAGGCUCAUUGAAUAGUUAGGCCACACCAAUGUGGAGGGAACAGACUUUUGCAGGCCAGUUUACACACUCAAAAGUACUUACCUGAUCAUUGUUGGUGUCACUAGCUGUAUUUGUUUGCUCUCAUGCAGUGUGUAUGCAGCCUUUGAGAGAAAGGUGGGGAUUAAGGAAAAAACAGACUGGUCAUUUCUUAAGUAUUCUUUUGUAGUUAAGCUUAUAAAUUAAGCUUGUUUUUGAGGGUGGUUUGGUAUGCUGGGAGAACUGUAUUAAGCUGUUUUUGCAGCUGACUUGAUGACAUUUCUCUAACUAUAAUAUGCUGUUAUUCCAGCAUGGCAAAGGUCUGUAAUUCAUGUGUGCCCAACGUAAUCACUGGUUUUCUUCUUGUGACAAUAAAUGGCAUUGUACCAAAAGUAAUACAUCCUGUGUGUAGUUAGUAGUGGAAAUAAUUACUGUGCAGGUUUUAUUUUCACUGUUUUUCCAGCAGUUGCCACUAGCAUGGAUUUUGUGCAUUGACAGUUGCUCCAGGCUAUUAAAGAUGGUUGGUUUGUUUUGUGUGUGUGUGUUUUGCUUUUUUUGUGUGUGUGUCUGUGUGUGGAGGGGGGAGAGGCAGGGCAGGGAGCAUCCUGAAUAAUAUGUUUGCUUUCUGUAAGUUGCUGCUGUACUUUGAAGCAGAAAAGGGUUGCAUCUGAUGCUGCAAUAAAGUUGUUUUCUUCUGAGUCUUAUCAUCAGAAUACAUCUAGAACUAGAGAGUUUCUUCAGAAAUGCUCCUCCACGUUUUUCCUCUUGAGAAAGGCCCAGGCUCAACACCAGCAUCAUUAGAGCCAAGGAUUAUAAGACAGCAGAAGGGCUUUUUUCUCUGCUUGAUUUUGGGAUUCUGCUAAGCUACACUAAGCCUUAUUAGAUCAUGGCACUGUAAAAAGACUUCUGGAAUGCUGCAACUGGUUUUGCUCACCACCUACUUAACUCCAGACCAGAUGAGAACACACAGGCAAUAUGCAAUGCAUGGGAACUCUCUAGUCUUAAGUUCUGUCCCUCCUGACCUCUCAGUAGCAAUUCUGCACUACUGGCUCUGCAAGUAAAUCUGCUCUGAAUAACUUUCCUUUAAAAGAGGGAAGCUUUUCCUUUCUGGGUGCUCAAAAGGACAAGGUAUUAAGAUAGUUAUCUCCCCACCACUUGCAUCUGACUACUAGUGUAUAGUACUCAUCAUACCGAAGUAUCACUUUACAAGAAAGAAAGAAAGAAAUAACGGGUGCAUUCUUUUCAACGUGUAUAUUCCUCCUUGCUUUCAGAGUCUGUAGAAAAAUACCUACUUUUGGUUAUAACUGAAUAGCUUUUCUGCAUUGUGUGCGCACUUUUCUCCGCUGUCUCCUACUCUUUAGAUGUGACUUAUUUUACUGCUAAUGGUGUUACAAAAACUGUAGUACUACAGGUGUCAUAUGGUAACUUGUAAAUAAAAUUACUGUAAACACA
Messenger RNA from Oxyura jamaicensis (ruddy duck), 10347 nucleotides. RefSeq names its product mitogen-activated protein kinase 1 (gene MAPK1). Gene Ontology annotation, biological process: intracellular signal transduction; protein phosphorylation. Gene Ontology annotation, molecular function: MAP kinase activity; ATP binding. NCBI's taxonomy places the organism in Eukaryota, Metazoa, Chordata, Aves, Anseriformes, Anatidae. The transcript has 9 exons. Gene Ontology annotation, cellular component: cytoplasm; nucleus. The coding region runs from base 179 to 1285 and encodes 368 amino acids. The record is from RefSeq and is a predicted model, not a curated record.